Messenger RNA from Gracilinanus agilis (Agile Gracile Mouse Opossum), 939 nucleotides. RefSeq names its product olfactory receptor 51B5-like. Gene Ontology annotation, molecular function: olfactory receptor activity; G protein-coupled receptor activity. The coding region runs from base 1 to 939 and encodes 312 amino acids. Gene Ontology annotation, cellular component: membrane. The record is from RefSeq and is a predicted model, not a curated record. NCBI's taxonomy places the organism in Eukaryota, Metazoa, Chordata, Mammalia, Didelphimorphia, Didelphidae. Gene Ontology annotation, biological process: G protein-coupled receptor signaling pathway. The transcript has a single exon.
AUGUGGUCUAAUAACAGCUUAUCUCCCUUCCUUCUGACUGGAUUCCCAGGCCUGGAGUCAGUACAUCACUGGAUCUCCAUCCCUGUCUUUGUCGUGUACUUUUCUGUGAUUCUUGGCAAUGGCACACUGCUGUUUCUCAUCAAGGAGGACAACAAUCUCCAUGAGCCCAUGUACUACUUCCUGGCCAUGCUGGCAGGCACAGACCUUCUGGUGACCCUUAACACAAUGCCCACAGUGCUGAGGGUCCUGUGGUUGGAUGAGAGGGAGAUUGGCCAUGGCAUCUGCUUCUCCCAGGCCUACUUCAUCCAUUCACUCUCUUUUGUGGAGUCGGGAGUCUUGCUUGCCAUGGCCUAUGACCGCUUCAUUGCCAUCCGCAACCCCCUAAGAUAUAGAUCUAUCCUUACUAAUUCCAGAGUGGUGAAAAUUGGGGUUGGAGCAUUUCUGAGAGGCUUCAUCUCUGUGGUACCCCCAAUUGUCCCACUACAUUUUUUCCCUUACUGCCAUUCCCAUGUCCUCUCUCAUGCUUUCUGCCUUCAUCAGGAUGUCAUCAAAUUGGCCUGUGCAGAUGUCACUUUCAAUCGCAUUUAUCCUAUGGUUCUGGUUUCAUUUAUCUUUUUUGGGGAUUCUCUGAUCAUUCUUUUCUCCUAUUUGCUAAUUUUGAAAACAGUUAUGAGCAUUGCCUCUGGAGAGGAACGGAACAAAGCCCUGAACACCUGCAUCUCUCACAUUUGCUGUGUCUUGGUUUUCUAUGUCACAGUGAUUGGUCUGUCCCUCAUCCACAGAUUUGGGAAACAUGCCCCCCAUGUGGUCCACAUCACUAUGAGUUACAUCUAUUUUCUUUUCCCCCCAUUCAUGAACCCAAUCAUCUAUAGUAUUAAGACCAAACAGAUCAGGAAUGGCAUCCUCCGCAAGUUCUCUCUGCACAGAUUCAGGGCUUAG